Paracoccidioides lutzii Pb01 is the source of this 756-nucleotide messenger RNA. RefSeq lists its product as hypothetical. The record is from RefSeq and is a predicted model, not a curated record. The coding region runs from base 1 to 756 and encodes 251 amino acids. The transcript has 5 exons.
AUGAACCAGAAACGCGGAGAUGGAUCCUGCAACCAAGGAAAGGCGGAGAAAAGUUUAGUAGCCCGAGACCACCAGUGGCAAGACUAUAAACUCCCGAUGAAACAAAACAAUACAGUAAUUGGUGCAGGAAAUGUUUGGCAAGAAAAUAAUGGGCCAAAAGUGGGAUUGGCAACCCCCGGGGUCCCGACGAUAAAGGACGCCCUAGAGGCGGGAGGAAAGGGGUUCCGCAAAAUGGCCACUAUAGAAUGCACAGGGCACGGAUGGAAGUUGGAGCCGGCUGGGAGAGCGUCACGUGAUACACCUGGCGCCGAGCUUGGCAAUAUCCGACGAUGGGCGGUGUUUGAAGCCCCAGCGGACGGUGAGGAUAUAUAUGUUGACCAUAGCCAUUGGGCAAUAUCCGACAAUGACGGUUCACCAGCCACUCUGCCCGCUAGCCAGCCACUAUCUCUAUUUCUCUCGUUCAACCGUCCAGAGGAACAGACAAAACGAAGAACCACAAACACCUCUUCAUCCCCCAAUACUCUAUACAGCACAACACCCAUAAGGUGUUCAACGAACGCCAAGGCUAUCUCCACCACCGGCGGUGCAGUAUCUUGGCUUAGAAACUUUACUCUGAAUGGCAUAGCGCAAGCAAAGAAACUCCCGCUGACGCCGCUGAACGAGCCUAAUCGCCUCGCUGAUGCUGCGCUUUCGAACUGCCGGACCAUCAUGAAAGCUGCAGCGCCCGGUUAUCUGAUCUCCUUCCUACUUCCCUGA